Molecule: messenger RNA, 1133 nt
Organism: Closterium sp. NIES-67
Lineage: Eukaryota; Viridiplantae; Streptophyta; Zygnematophyceae; Desmidiales; Closteriaceae
Source: the annotation of a GenBank genome assembly
AUGGCGGCACGGAUUUGACUUGGAUCUCAUGGAUCUUCAAAUGCCCGGCAUGGAUGGGUUUGCAGCAGCAGAUGCCAUUCGAGCUCAUGAGAGGAAGCAAGUAUUGGAGAUGGCCUUUAAGGCACGGCAGGUAAGACAGCAGCAGCUAGUAGCGGCAGUAUUGGAGUGUGCAUUGGAGGGUCCUCAGAAUCAGCUGGGUUUGGAGCCCCUAAGGGCCAAGAGGCACACCAGGGAGAGGAGCAGGGGACCUCUCAGGAGCCUCAGGGGCAAAGAGACGAGGGGGGGGGCCUCUUUAACUCGCAUGGAGCAGUCAGAGGAGGGGAGGGGGAAGCCUCCUUAACUCUCGUGGAGCAGACAGAUUGGGGGCUGCUGCAGCGACUCAAAGAGCGGUAAGGCAUGCAGAACUGGAGAGCGGAGACGACCUGGACUGGGCAAGGAGACAUGCAACGCACGAGGUUGCAUGGGAGGGAGCAGGGAGAUGGGGGGAAGACGGCGAAACGAGGGAGCGUCCAGGGCUGCUUGUUCUGGUCUGCUUGUCCCUACCCUAGAACCUUCAUACCCCGCUGCUGCUGCUGUGGACUGGUAACAGCCUCUAAGGAUUGAGGAGCCGGUGGCACCUGCUUCUGUUGACUGGCAGGCACCUGCUGCUGCUGCUGCUGACUGGCAGGCACCUGCUGCUGCUGCUGACUGGCCAGCACCUCCCCGGGUGCCCAUAGUGGCGCUGACAGCAGAUGUGGAUUGUGGAGUGGUGCAGAGGUUUGCAGAGGGGGGUUUGACGGGGUGCUGCAGAAGUGGACGCCCACCUGCUGGCGGCUCACCUCAGCCAAGCGCAGCUCCAGCAUUCCCUGCUGCGGGUGGUGGAUUGUCACCAGGGCUUCAGAUUGGAUUUUGAGGGGCUGUUGGCUCAGGGUGCCCCUAGCAAAAGCCCCUGUUUUUCAGGGUCGGGUUUUGGAAGUUGCAAUUUUUUUCAGGGUAUUUUUUUUCGAAGGCUGAAUGUUCAGGACUGAAAAAAUUCAGAGUUGAGAUGAUAGGGUUGAAUCUUGGAGAUUUUUUAGGGUAAGUAGGAUUUUCACCUAGCACACUAUGUUAGACAGUGCAUGUUUUGUCAGGCCCAAAAAAUACUAAGCCCCACU